GUCACAUUGACAGUUUUCCAAAAGAAGUUAAUUUUAUAGUAUUAUUGUGUAAUUUCCUAUUAAAAUUGAUGUGAAAAAGUGAUAAACUCCCAUCAAUAAAUCGACUUUUGCUUACCUUAGCAACUGGGUAAGAAUCCGGCAAAAGUGAUACAAAUAACCAAAGAAAGGUUAUAGAGUAAAUGAAGCAAAAAGUCAAACAUUCAAUGAUGAUAUUUCAGCUUGUAAGGAGUAUUCAUACAAGCUUCGCUUGCCGUGCUGUGGAGUCUUCGCUUCUGGCUAAACUUAGAAAGAAGACUGGAUAUACCAUUGCAAAUUGCAAGAAAGCCCUUGAAAUGCAUAACAAUGAUUCUGAAAAGGCUGAGACUUGGUUGAAUGAACAGGCGCAAGCCAUGGGUUGGGCCAAGGCUACUAAGCUUGCCGGUCGGAAGGCUUCACAGGGGCUUGUGGCGGUGAAGUUCGAUAAGCAACACGGUGCGCUGGUAGAGUUGAAUUGUGAAACUGAUUUCGUAGCCAAGAAUGAAAAGUUCCACAAAAUGUUAGAGGAUGCUGCACUCGCUUGUUACAAGAUGGCUCACACUAAUCUACAAUCUAAAGGGCCCAUCACUAAAAUGGAGUUAGACAGUGAACAACUAGGGAAUAUAUCAGUUGAGGGCAAGAAGUUGUCGGAAAUUUUGGCUCUUUUCAUUGGAUCAGUUGGUGAGAACGCCGUUCUUAGACGCGCUGAAUGCUGGAAGGCGAAUAGCAAGGAUGUCCAGAUCACAGCCUACACCCACCCCGCGCCCCCCACUCCCAGUGACUACUCCUGUGGGAGAUAUGGUGCUCUAUUGGCCUACAAACAACCGGCUGACCUUGAUGACGUAGGCAAGCAGAUCUGCCAGCACAUUGUCGGCUGCGCUCCAAAGAAAAUCGGCGACAAGGAAAAAGAUAAGCCCAUAGAGAAUACGGAUGACGAAGUCUGUCUUAUAUAUCAGGAGUAUUUGUUGGACCCGUCAUAUACGAUACAAGAGGUUUUGGAUAAGAACAAAGUGGAGAUCGUUGAUUUUGUGAGGUUCUCGUGCGGGGAAUCCGAUGAAGCUAACUUACCAGGUGUUGAGAAGCAACCGCUGGAAACUGUCCAGACCCUACAGUAGAAGGCCCUAGGUCGGAGUUAAUGUCGAAAGCGUUUGUUAAUUAAAGAAGUUUAUGUUAAUA
Messenger RNA from Danaus plexippus (monarch butterfly), 1191 nucleotides. It is a transcript of the gene mEFTs, whose product is annotated as elongation factor Ts, mitochondrial. Gene Ontology annotation, molecular function: protein binding; translation elongation factor activity. The record is from RefSeq and is a predicted model, not a curated record. The coding region runs from base 180 to 1130 and encodes 316 amino acids. Gene Ontology annotation, cellular component: mitochondrial matrix. Lineage: Eukaryota; Metazoa; Arthropoda; Insecta; Lepidoptera; Nymphalidae. The transcript has 5 exons. Gene Ontology annotation, biological process: mitochondrial translational elongation.